Molecule: messenger RNA, 2266 nt
Organism: Camarhynchus parvulus
Lineage: Eukaryota; Metazoa; Chordata; Aves; Passeriformes; Thraupidae
Gene: GPC4
Product: glypican 4
Biological process (GO): regulation of signal transduction; regulation of protein localization to membrane; cell migration
Cellular component (GO): extracellular region; cell surface; plasma membrane
Source: RefSeq, a predicted model, not a curated record
AUGCCGCGGCGGCGCGGCUGCCCGCCGCCCCUCCUGUGCGCGCUGGCCGCCCUCAGCCUGCCGCUGCUGCUGGCCGCCGAGCCCCGCGCCAAAAGUUGCUCCGAAGUGCGGAGGCUCUACGCCGCCAAGGGCUUCAGCCAGAGCGAGGCGCCCAGCCACGAGAUCAGCGGUGACCACUUGAAAGUCUGCUCGCAAGGCUACACAUGCUGCUCCCAAGAAAUGGAGGAGAAGUACAGUCAGCAGAGUAAACACGACUUCAGAAAUGCCGUCGUAGAGCUUAGCAAUCACCUACAAAACAUGUUUAGUUCUCGAUACAAGAAGUUUGAUGAGUUCUUCAAAGAGCUCCUGGAGAACGCAGAGAAGUCUCUGAACGACAUGUUUGUGCGGACGUACGGCCGGCUGUACAUGCAGAACUCGGAGCUCUUCAAGGAUCUCUUCGUGGAGCUCAAGCGCUACUACGUGGGCGGCAACGUCAACCUGGAGGAGAUGCUCAACGAGUUCUGGGCGCGCCUGCUGGAGCGCAUGUUCCGCCUGGUCAACCCCCAGUACCACUUCACGGAUGAGUACCUGGAGUGUGUCAGCAAGUACACAGAGCAGCUGAAGCCCUUCGGGGACGUGCCCAGGAAGCUCAAGCUGCAGGUGACGCGCGCCUUCGUGGCCGCCCGCACCUUCGCGCAGGGCCUGGCCGUCGCCAGGGACGUCGUCAGCAAAGUGUCCGUGGUGAACCCCACGCCGCAGGGAACGCGGGCGCUGCUGAAAAUGAUGUACUGCCCACACUGCCGGGGUCUGGUGUCAGUGAAGCCCUGCUACAACUACUGCUUCAAUGUCAUGAGAGGCUGCUUGGCCAACCAAGGGGACUUGGAUGCCGAGUGGAAUAUCUUUAUGGAUUCAAUGCUGCUGGUAGCAGAGAGGCUGGAGGGACCUUUCAACAUUGAGUCUGUCAUGGACCCCAUUGAUGUGAAAAUUUCAGAUGCAAUCAUGAACAUGCAGGAGAACAGCAUGCAGGUGUCUCAGAAGGUUUUCCAGGGAUGUGGCCAGCCAAAAACACUUGCCCAAGGCCGGACUGCUCGCUCUGUCUCUGAAGGUGGUUUCACUGCUCGUUUCAGACCCUACAACCCAGAGGAGCGACCCACAACAGCUGCUGGCACGAGCCUGGACCGACUGGUUACUGAUGUGAAAGAGAAGCUGAAACAAGCCAAAAAAUUUUGGUCAUCUCUCCCUGGCAACAUUUGCAAUGAUGAAAAGAUGUCUGUAGGCACUGUCAAUGAGAAUGAGUGCUGGAAUGGAAGCGCCAAGAGCAGGUACGACUUUGCAGUGACUGGAAAUGGUUUAGCAAGUCAAGUGAAUAACCCAGAGGUUGAAGUGGACAUUACCAAGCCAGACAUGGUGAUUCGCCGGCAGAUCAUGGCUCUGCGGGUGAUGACCAACAAGCUGAAGAAUGCCUACAGUGGCAACGACGUUGACUUCAUUGACAUAAGUGAGGAGAGCAGCGGGGAGGAGAGCGGCAGCGGCUGCGAGCUCCAGCAGUGCUCCCCCGAGUUCGAGUUCAACGCCACCGAGGUCACCGGCAGCUCCAACAAGAGCGACAAGACCGUGAACACUUCUGCUGCUGCCACCAGAAGUGGUCUAUCACAAGCAGCCUUGCUCCUUAGCCUUUUGUUCUUGGCCAUGCAAAGACAAUGGAGAUAAUUGUGCAGCAUAGGGGGAGGGGAAAAGACUUUUAUUAUCAAAGGUAGAAGGCACCUGCUUUCACUUUUAUACCAUCUAGAGACUUUGCUUUUUAAGUUAAUGGACAACAGUGUACAGUUUUUACUAUGUUGCCACUGGUUUUAAGAUACUGAUUUAUUUUUUUUUCCCUUGCUAUCCUGGGAAUAACAGGAAUGGGAAGUACCAGUCUAUCCUGUUCACCAAGAGUCCAUGUUAGAGGUGGAUAACAAAAAUGUAUAUACAAGCCUGUAGUUAGCUCUGCAUUUGUGUCUUUAUCACUUCUUUUUUUUUUUUUUCUUUUACUGUAUUUCUUACGAAAACAAAAACCCCAGGGUCUUCUCUUGGCCUGUAACAAGUAUGUGUUUCUGAAAUGAGAAAUAUCUGUACAGAAGCAGGUUUUAUUUAUCAUGUUAUCUUAUGAGGAAAAAAUAAUUGCCCAACAAGCAGAAAAUGUUUCAUGUAGUUAACUUCCCAUUUAUCCAUAUUAUGUUAGUUGCCUUAUCUGGAGAGAAGUGGAAGUCAUUUGUCUUUAUUAUGUGGUAAAACAGAAGGUGAAGGC